CCCCCUCCUCCCGCUGCUGUCACAUUCCUCCAGGCCGGGAUUGCUGGGAGCAGUCAGUCAGUCGGUGCAGAGUGCGGGAGGAAGUGGCUGCACGUUGUCGGCUGGAGCUUUCCUCGGGGAGCGGACGUUACAGGAGCCCAGCAUGGGACACAUGAGGCCGGGGCUGCUGCUACUGCUACUACAGGCAGCCAUUGCUUCCAGAGUUCUAGAUGAAGUAUAUUUCCCAGAGAAUGAGUCGGAGACGCGGACAAGACAACAUGGCUGGCGAUACGGAGAGCUGGGAGACGAUGAAGACUUUCUGGCGGAUGAAGCCUCUGGAGAUGACCAUGGCAGCAGUGAAAUUGGCAGUGGAAUUACACCGACAGAUGCAGCCGUACCUCCCACAACAAUAACCUCAUUCUCCACAGGUCCUGUCACCACCCCCGUAGCUCCCCCGCUGGCCGGUAUGAGCGUCUCUGAGCUGGACCAAGAACCCUUCCUGAUUUAUUACAGAGCGUUAGUGAAUUUCACCACAUCUAUAGAAUAUUCCCCGGACCUGGACAAUGUCUCCUCCGCACAGUUUCGGGAUUUGUCGGAAGCGAUCGUUGACACGCUCGAGUCUGAGUACUAUAAGAUCCCUGGAGAACAAAUGGUUAAUGUUGUAUAUGUCAAGCUGAUUGACGGCUUUGUAUUUGUGGAGCUGGAUGUGGGCUCAGAAGACAACGCAAACGAUGCCCAAAUCCGCCAGGUGUUGUAUUCCGUUAUUGACAGCGGCUCCAUCGCUAGCUACGUCACCUCCACCCGAGGAUUCCAGUUCCGGCGUCUCGGAGCCGCACAAACCCCGCCCUCUCCGGUUGGGGUGGACCUCGCGGUCACACCCCCUGUCCGCUCCUGCACCAUCAAUGAGUUUACCUGCACGAAUGGUGAGUGCGUCCUCUUGGAGUACCGAUGUGAUCAGCGACACGACUGUCGGGAUAUGUCCGAUGAGGAGGGAUGUGCUGAGCCUGAGGCCUGUGGUGAGACGGAGUUCACCUGUGACAGCGGGCAGUGUAUUCCCAGGGUGUAUUAUUGUGACGGGCGCCCUGAUUGCCAGGACUCCUCCGAUGAGACGCUGUGCGGUCCUGUAGAUCCCCAGGAACCAAUCUACACCACCCCGGUUGUAGUCACCACAAGACGGGUCUAUACUACCCGACCUCCCACCACACCUUUUCCCAUUUACACAAGACCACCCAAUGCUGCCACCACACCCUUCAGACGCCCGUGCCGGAGAGACGAGGCUUUUUGCCCCACUGGGCAGUGUAUUCCUAGAGACUAUCUGUGUGAUGGAGAACGGGACUGCAGAGAUGGGAGUGAUGAGCUGAACUGUGGAACCCCCUCCCCCUGUGAGCCCAAUGAAUUCAAGUGCAAGAACGGACGCUGCGCCUUGAAGCUGUGGCGUUGCGAUGGCGACAAUGACUGCGGGGACGGCUCCGAUGAAAUCAACUGCCCCACCAAAGGCCCCAGUGACAUGUGUUCCCCGGAGCAGUUUGUCUGUGUUCAGUCCCGGACCUGUAUUCCUGCCAGCUACCAGUGUGACGAGGAGUCUGACUGUCCUGAUCGCUCCGAUGAGAUCGGCUGCAGUCCCCCUCAGGUGAUUACCCCCCCGGAAGAGAGCAUCAUGGCUUCCCGCGGCGACACAGUGCGUUUUACUUGCGUGGCAAUUGGUAUCCCUACUCCUAUCAUUACCUGGAGAUUAAACUGGGGCCACAUUCCCACAAGUAGCAGGGUGUCGAUGAGCAGCGAGAACGGCCAUGGAACGCUCAUCAUUCGGGACGUGAAAGAAGCAGACCAGGGGGCUUACACUUGUGAAGCCAUCAACGCCAAAGGGAUGGUAUUCGGCAUUCCAGACGGUGUCCUGUCCCUAAAGCCGUCCAGAGGUCCAUGCUCCGAAGGGUUCUUCCACGUGGAAAGCACCUCUAAGUGCAUCCCAUGCUUCUGCUUUGGUGUUACGAAGGUGUGCCAUCAGACCGGGCGCUACAGAAACCAAAUCAAACUGCGAUUUGACGGCGUCGAUGAUUUUAAAGGGGCGAACGUGUCCUCUGACCAGGGCUUCCCACCAUUGUCAUCUAAUCAGCUGCAGAUCGACACGACUGUGGAGGAGUUCCAGCUGGUGGACCUGUCUCGACGGUUCCUGAGUCAGGACUCCUUCUGGACUCUCCCCCCGCAGUUCCUGGGAAACAAGUUGGACUCUUAUGGCGGUUCCCUCAGCUAUAAAGUGCGCUACAUUCUGACCCGCGGUCUGUCUGAACCUGUGAGAAAGCCAGAUGUGAUUCUGAUAGGAAAUGGACAGAGACUGAUCUAUCGCACUCAGACAUCUACCCAGCCAGCCAUUGUGAACCAGCGGAGGAUCCAGUUCACGGAGGAACAUUGGCAGCACGAGUCUGGAACGGCAGUGACCCGGGAGGACCUGAUGCUAACGCUGCAGAAUCUGGAAGGGAUCUUGAUUCAAACUGUAUAUGACAACAAGAUGGCGAGUGUGGGGCUAGCGGACAUCGUCAUGGACACGACCACUGUGGACUUCACGCUGCUGGGGCUAUCCCCGGGGGUGGAGGAGUGCAGAUGCCCCACAGGGUAUUCCGGCCUCUCCUGCGAGAUCUGCGCCCCUCAGUUUGAGCGAGUUCCCGGCGGACCUUUCCUUGGCACUUGUUCCGGAUGUAACUGUAACGGACACGCCAGCUCCUGUGACUCUGAGAGCGGCUAUUGCAUAAACUGCCAGCACAACACGGAGGGACCACAAUGCAACAAGUGUAAGGAGGGCUUCUUUGGAGACCCCACCAGAGGUACUGCAGAUGCUUGCAGGCCUUGUCCUUGCCCACUCAUGGACCCCAGACGCAGGUACUCUGACACCUGCUUUGUGGACACCGAUGGACAGCCUACCUGUGAUAACUGCGCUGAAGGAUAUACAGGGCGACGCUGUGAGAGGUGUUCUGUGGGAUAUGAAGGUGAUCCGAUGAAGCCCGGAGGGCGAUGUGUAAAUAUUAAUGCGAGUGAGUCCGGGAUAUGUGACCAAAGAGGCAGCGCUGUAUCCUCUCCAACCGCGUGUGUGUGUAAGCCUCACGUCUCAGGGAAGCUGUGUAAUGAAUGUAAAAGCGGAACGUUCUACCUCAGUGACCGGAACCAAGAUGGCUGCCUGAAGUGUUUCUGUAUGGGUGUCACCCGGCAAUGUUCAAGCUCUUACUGGAACAGAGACCAGGUCCGCUCUACCUACGACAGCCGUGAACGGGUGCCAUUUACCAUUUCCAAUGCAGCCAACACUCAGACGUUCAGUGAGGGCAUCAGUGUGACCGGUCCAUCAGAGCUGACAUUCAGCGCCUUCAACCGUAUCCCCGAUGAUGUGUAUUUUUGGGUGCUCCCGGAGAGGUUCAAGGGAGACAAGGUCACGUCGUAUGGUGGGGAACUGCGCUACACCAUCACAUAUGAGGAGCAGUUUGGGGCCCCAUCUCUGGACACCCAGCCCUACGUUGUUCUGCAGGGCAACGGAAUCUCCCUGGAACAUUAUGCAAACAUCAAACCCACCUCUGGCUUCCCCAUCACAAUCACCGUUCCGUUCCGUGAGAGUUCCUGGCGCCGGACAGAUGGUCAGGAUGCCACGCGUGAGCACCUGCUGAUGGCUCUGGCAGAUAUUGAUGUCCUGCUGGUCCGGGCCUCCUAUUCCGAGAGGAUGGUUGAGAGCAGGAUCUCUGACAUCCACAUGGACAUCGCUGUACCCCACGCCACAGGGCUGCAGCUGGCGCAGGAGGUGGAACAAUGCACCUGCCCCAUUGGCUAUACCGGCCCAUCCUGUCAGGACUGUGACAUUGGUUAUACCCGCACCACCAGCGGCCUUUACCUGGGCACAUGCGAACGCUGCCAGUGUGGUGGCCACUCCACGGAGUGUGACGGAGAUACGGGAGAAUGCCUGAACUGCCAACACAACACCGAGGGAGCCAAGUGUGAGCGCUGCAGGCCUGGCUUCUACGGUGACCCCAGGAGCGGAACGCCUGGAGACUGCCAGCCCUGCCUGUGCCGGGGCCCAUCCAGCCAAUACUUUGGUACUUGUUUCCUGGACACGGAUGGGCAGCCGACAUGUGACUCCUGUCCUACGGGUUACAUUGGGCGCCAGUGUGAGAGGUGUGCUCCUGGCUACCGGGGAGACCCUGUCCGAGGACAGCCCUGCACAGGGGGUCCGGGCCCCAGUACGACCUGUGCAUGUGAUUUACGUGGCAGCAUCAGUAAUAACUGUGACUCCCGACGCCAGUGCCCCUGCAAGCCUCACGUGGAGGGUCUCUCGUGCAGCACCUGCCGACACCAUCACUUCUACCUCAAUGCCGACAAUCCGGACGGCUGCCUGCCCUGCUUCUGCAUGGGUGUGACGCAGCAGUGUGCCAGCUCCAGCUACCACCGUGAGCUGAUCACCAGCCCCUUCCUACCUGGAAACUUCCAGAACUUUGCCCUGGUCAACCGGCAGCGCAGCACGCGUGUUACCACCGGCUUCACCGUGGAGAUGUCCAUUCACGGGCCGCAGCUCUCCUACCGCCAGUUCGACCAGCUGGGGCAGGAGUCCUUCUACUGGCAGCUUCCAGAGAACUACCAGGGGGAUAAGGUCACAUCGUAUGGGGGCACCCUUCGCUACACACUGAGCUACACCGCUGGUAUACGGGGAUCCACGCUACCGGACGCCGAUGUGCAGAUCACGGGCAAUGACAUCACACUGGUGGCCUAUCACACUGAGCUGCGCCCCCCGGACAGCAAAACCUUUGAGAUUGCGUUCCGAGAGAGUCAGUGGAAGCGCCCGGACGGGCAGCAGGCCACCCGCGAGCAUCUGAUGAUGGCGUUGGCAGAUCUAGAUGAGGUCCUGAUCCGAGCCUCUUACUCCACUGACAUGUUGUCCGCUAGUAUCACCGGCGUGAGUAUGGAGUCUGCCGGACCCUCUUACACCAGCCUGCCUCAGGCUCUGGAAGUAGAAGAGUGCCGCUGUCCACUGGGCUACCGAGGACUGUCCUGCCAGGACUGUGCCCCAGGAUUCACCCGCACGGGAGGCGGCCUCUACCUUGGGCACUGUGAACCCUGUGACUGCAAUGGACACUCAGAGACUUGUCAUCCAGAGACUGGCGCGUGCUCGAACUGUUUGCACAACACAGCUGGAGAGUUCUGUGACAAGUGCGCCCCCGGCUUCUAUGGCGAUGCCACGGCGGGAACCCCGGAAGAUUGCCAGCCUUGUGCGUGCCCAUUAUCUGAGCCAGCGAACCAAUUUUCUAAGACAUGUGAGAUAGUUGGGAGUGGCGGCUACAGGUGCACGGCCUGCCCCCUAGGGUACGCAGGGCAGUACUGCGAGCGAUGCUCUACUGGAUACACGGGGAGCCCCAACAUCCGAGGACAGAAGUGUGUUCCCGAUGACCAGCGAUCCAGCUUCACUGUCCGGAUUUACCCAGAGAGGAACAGUAUUGCUGCAGGUGGUGAGGUCUCCCUGCGGUGCCAGGGAAGUGGCAUCACUCCUCACUAUUACUUCUGGUCACGAGAGGAUGGACAGCCUCUUCCUAGCAACACCCAGCUGAGAGAGAGAGGGGAGAUCCUGCAUUUCAACAAUCUGAAGGCUUCCGAUUCUGGCUUCUACAUCUGUACUUGCCGCAACUUCCAGUUCGCCAACACCAGCCGGGCAGAGAUCAUUGUCCAAGCCGCUCCUACUAGGCCAAUCACAGUGACCGUGGAAGAGCAGAGGGUGCAGAGUGUGCGACAGGGCACAGACGUGACCUUUAUAUGUACGGCGAAGAGCACGUCCUCAGCCUACACACUGGCGUGGACCCGUCCGAAUAAUGGAAAACUGCCCGAGAGAGCGAUGGACUUCAAUGGGAUCCUGACCAUCCGGAACGCACAGCCUGAGGACGCCGGCAUUUACAUCUGCACCGGCUCCAACAUGUUUGACAUGGACAAUGGCAACGCAACACUCUACGUUCAAGCUGUAGCCGGGAACGCUCCUGUAGCUGUUAUCGAACCCCAGGAGUUGACUGUUGAGGAGGGACAAGCAGCCGAGUUCCACUGCAGAGCGCUGGGGCACCCACCUCCCACAGUGGAGUGGACAGGUGGGCAGAACGGAGGGAUAUCUUCCAGAGCCACCAUCCAUAGGGGCGUCCUGCGCUUCUCCUCCGCCCAGCUCUCCGAUGAGGGGCAGUACACCUGCCGCGUGGCCAACAGUCUGGGGUACAGCGUCGCCAGGGCCGAGCUGCGGGUACACAGUGGGAAUUUGCCGGUCAUCCAGGUGAGUCCGGAAGGUUCUGUCCAGGUCAGAGAAGGAGACACAGUGCGGCUGUAUUGCAGAGCCGGAGGCAGCCCCAGCGCUACAGUCUCCUGGAGGAAGCAAGGCGGCGUCUUACCCCCCGAUGUUCGUAUAGAGGGUCAGGAUAUCUCCACGCUGGUCAUCCCAUCAAUAUCAGCAGCCAAUGGUGGGAUUUAUCAGUGUGUCGGGACCAACUCUGCUGGGAGCUCACAGGUUCCCAUCGAAGUGAUUGUGACACGAGCUUCUGCAGCCUCCCCGCUGGUGAGGAUUGAGUCAGCCACUGACACGGUACAAGAAGGGCAAACUGUGGAGCUGAACUGUGUGGUCACAAGUUACCCCCCUUCUGUGGUCACAUGGCACAGGUCGGGACGCCCGCUGUCCCCAAACCACCAGGUCUACGGCUCCCGUCUACGUAUUCUUCACGCUUCGUCAGCAGACUCCGGAGAAUACAUUUGUCAGGUCUCUAAUGGUGCUGGCACACAACAGGCAUCAAUCAUUAUAACAGUCACUCACCUUCCUGGCGUUCAGAUCCCAUUGGAAACCAUCCCUGUACUUAGAAUUGAGUCAUCCUCUGGCUCUCUGGUUGAGGGACAGACCCUGGAGCUGGAUUGCCAGGUUUCCGGUUAUCCCGGGGCUUUGGUAACAUGGCACAGACAAGGAAUUCCUCUCUCACCAAAUCAUCAGGUCUACGGUUCCCGCCUGAGGAUCCUACAAGCCACCGAGGCGGACUCUGGCGAAUAUAUCUGCCGUGUGGCCAUCGGCAGCGUCAUACAGCAAGCAUCGACCUUCGUCACAGUCACGCGCAUUUCUACAGGCUCUGUUCCAGCUCUACGGAUUGAACCCUCCUCUACUUCUGUGGCUGAAGGUCAAACCCUUGAACUGAACUGUGUGGUUUCUGAUCCACCAAAUGCUGUGGUUACGUGGCACAGAACGGGGCAGCCCCUCUCACCCAAUCACCAGGUGCUGGGCUCCCGUCUGCGAAUCGUCCAGGCAUCUGUAGCAGAUUCCGGCGAGUACAUCUGCCGCGUCGUCUCUGGCGCGCUCACCCGCCAGGCAACCAUCACCGUGACCAUAAGCCGCAGAGUUCUCCCUCCCAGCAUCACACCGACCAUCAGAAUCCAGUCGCCAACUCAGUCCUUAGUGGAAGGACAGACGGUCAUUCUGAACUGCGUGGUUGAAGGAAGGCCGAAUCAAGAGGUGACGUGGUACAGACAAGGGCAGCAGCUGUCGUCCAAUCACCAGGUUUCAGGCUCCAGUCUGCGGAUCCUUCAGGCCUCCCCGCUGGACUCCGGAGAGUAUAUCUGCCAGGUCAGCAGCGGCUCCGGGGUACAGGCAGCUUCUAUCACGGUCUCCAUUGAGGGCUCCCGACACAACACAGGCGUCUCGGGCGCUAUCCAGAUCCCACCGUCAUCAAAAACUGCAGCAGAAGGCCAGCAUGUGGAACUCAGCUGCUUGAUUGAUGGCUAUUCAGGCCGCCCAGUGACGUGGCACCGGUCCGGCGGGCAGCCGCUGCCGCCAAAUCACCAGAUCGCAGGACCACGUAUGCGGAUCCUCAACGCCAAACUAGCGGAUGCCGGCGAGUAUAUCUGUCGCGUGGACACUGGUUCUGGUUUCCAGGAAGCUGUUAUCAACGUUAUCAUCCAAAGAUCUACUCCAGGGUCUGCAAGCUCCAUCCUCAUUGAGAAGACUCCGGGGACUUUAACUGAGGAUCAGACGGUGGAUCUGAACUGCGUGGUCACUGGAAAACCAGAAGCUACAGUUACCUGGACACGCCCAGGGGAAGAUUUCUCUCCCAACCACCAGAUCUCGGGCUCCCGCCUCCGCAUUGUUCAGGCCACGAGCGCCGACUCUGGGGAGUACGUCUGCCGCUUCAACGCCGGCUCUCAGAUCUUCAAGGCCUCUACCUAUGUCACCAUCACUUCCUCGGCGCAGAAAGUUGUCCGUCUGGAGACACCAGUCAUCUCCAUCAACCCACACAGUGCCACCGUACGACAGGGGGAAAACGCCACGUUUAAGUGCCACAUCCACAGAGGAGCGCAGCCUAUCCGCGUGACGUGGAAAAUGGGACAUAAUCAGCAUUUACAGGAUAACGUGCACAUCAGUCCCAAUGGCUCCGUUAUUACCAUAGUCGGCGCUCAUCACAGAAAUCAGGGCUCUUAUCGCUGUAUGGCUUCCAACGCCUAUGGGGCAGUGGACAGCGCCGUGAACCUGGUGGUGGAAGGUAAGUGA
Molecule: messenger RNA, 8500 nt
Organism: Pseudophryne corroboree (corroboree frog)
Lineage: Eukaryota; Metazoa; Chordata; Amphibia; Anura; Myobatrachidae
Gene: HSPG2
Product: heparan sulfate proteoglycan 2
Biological process (GO): cell migration; tissue development; morphogenesis of a polarized epithelium
Cellular component (GO): laminin-332 trimer; basement membrane
Molecular function (GO): integrin binding
Source: RefSeq, a predicted model, not a curated record